Molecule: messenger RNA, 739 nt
Organism: Plutella xylostella (diamondback moth)
Lineage: Eukaryota; Metazoa; Arthropoda; Insecta; Lepidoptera; Plutellidae
Gene: mRpS18B
Product: mitochondrial ribosomal protein S18B
Biological process (GO): mitochondrial translation
Cellular component (GO): ribosome; mitochondrion
Molecular function (GO): structural constituent of ribosome
Source: RefSeq, a predicted model, not a curated record
AUCCAAAAUUUAUUAUAACCUAUAAAAAUGUUUUGAUUUGAUUAAUUGGGUUUGAAUCUGGUUACGAUAUUUAAUUCAUUCAUUUUAUAUAUAAAUACUUUCUGUUUCGAUAUGGCGUUCUCGCUCAAUCUACGCUCUAUUAUACUGAAUAGAAUAAUUCGAAGUGAUGUUCGAUUUGGUUUCCGUGCAUUUAGCGAUGCUGCGGAUGGAGCGGCUGAGGGUGAAGAGCAGGAUAACGCCGCCGCCGUCGACCCGACUAAAGAUCGCACGAAAGUUAUACCACUAGAGACAAGCAUGAAGUACAUGCAGAGCAAAGCCUACAAUCAGACUUAUGGUGAAAGCCCAGUCUGGUUUCUAUAUCGCAGGAACCAUAAAGGAGGGUUUGCUCCAAGGAAAACCAGGAAGUCAUGCGUCAGAAAUGGAAUGAUAUCUACCGGUAACCCAUGCCCUAUAUGCCGGGAUGAGUAUCUUGUGCUUCACCAUCAAAACACCAAUUUGCUUGAACAAUUUAUAUCAGAACACACUGGACAGGUCUUGGAUGCAUUUAAAACUGGCCUUUGUCAGAAGAAACAUAAGGAACUGCUGGUGGCCAUUGAGCGAGCCUGGGACCAAGGCUACCUCACCUAUGAUGUACCAUUCAGGGAAUAUGAUUACUCAUUAUAUAACAAAAACAACGAGACAACUAAGAACAAAAUAUAACUUUAUUUACUAAAUAAAAACUAUAGCCAUAGCAACAAUA